CAUGAGUCCUGCACGCUCCCGCCACAGUAUAAAGCACUAACAUUAACGCCAACACCAACAACUGGCAUCCCCCAAACGUUUCCAAUAUUCCCACCUAAAGACAUGUCUCAUCAAGAUUCAGAGCCGGAGGAGGCCAUUACCAGGGAAGAGAUCCGUGGUGAAGAGCCUGCAAAGAAGUCGACCCGCAAUGCAUGCAAGUCACACACUCAACUCGCUCGAAACAUUCUUACAAGUGACAGUCGCAGAACUCAUGGCCCCAAAGAGGAAAACACCGCCCGAGACAAAUACAGCUCGGCCAUCGCGUAGCGGAAACCCGUUCAAAGACCGCAUGGGCUUGGGCGCAUAUCUUGAAGAUCCAGCCUCAUACCCAUCCUCACGCGUCAUCUAUCACAACGAGGGCUUUGUCGCAAUAAACGACCGUUAUCCAAAGGCCACAAUUCACACUCUACUUCUCCCUCGCUCGCCAAAGUAUAAUCUUCUCCAUCCAUUUGAUGCCCUAGAUGACCCAGAGGUCCUUGCCAAAGUGAAGACGGAGACUCAGCGCCUCAAGGCUCUGGUCGCAAAGGAACUCCAACGUCGUCUUGGCACGCACAGUCAGAGCGAUGCUCAUCGGCAAGCCGUGCUCGAUGGAGAUGCCGAGCCGGACCAGAGUGGGGAACUCCCGGAGGGUCGGGACUGGGCCGCAGAAGUCAAGGCCGGCGUGCAUGCGGUACCAAGCAUGAGACACCUUCACGUUCACGUUUUCUCGAGAGAUAUGUUCUCUGAAGCAUUGAGACAUCGCAAGCACUACAAUUCGUUCAAUACGCCGUUUCUGGUUGAUCUGGACGACUUUCCGCUUGCAGCUGAUGAUCCGCGCAGGAAUACGAAGGAGGAGGCGUAUUUGCGCUGGGACAUGAAGUGCUGGAGAUGUGGGCUCAACUUUGGGAACCAGUUCCAAAAGCUAAAACGACAUCUUGAAGAGGAGUAUGAGACAUGGAAGAAACUUUAGAUAGGAGAAGUGGGAUGGGAU
This is a messenger RNA of Fusarium oxysporum Fo47, 1009 nucleotides long. RefSeq names its product DNA 5'-adenosine monophosphate hydrolase. Gene Ontology annotation, biological process: single strand break repair; double-strand break repair. Bases 188 to 988 code for a protein of 266 amino acids. Gene Ontology annotation, cellular component: nucleus. The transcript has a single exon. The record is from RefSeq and is a predicted model, not a curated record. Lineage: Eukaryota; Fungi; Ascomycota; Sordariomycetes; Hypocreales; Nectriaceae. Gene Ontology annotation, molecular function: single-strand break-containing DNA binding; single-stranded DNA binding; mismatched DNA binding.